Molecule: messenger RNA, 1367 nt
Organism: Cydia splendana
Lineage: Eukaryota; Metazoa; Arthropoda; Insecta; Lepidoptera; Tortricidae
Product: protein c-Fos-like
Exons: 3
Coding region: 1-741 (246 amino acids)
Biological process (GO): regulation of transcription by RNA polymerase II
Cellular component (GO): nucleus
Molecular function (GO): RNA polymerase II cis-regulatory region sequence-specific DNA binding; DNA-binding transcription factor activity, RNA polymerase II-specific
Source: RefSeq, a predicted model, not a curated record
AUGUCGGCGGUCAAUGCCACUGUACUGGGCGAACGAGACAGCAACAUAAUCAUGCGCGGUGUUAAAUUUCCUCCUCAGCUUACCCCCGAAGACGAGGAACGGCGGCGGCGACGAAGAGAGCGGAACAAAAUCGCAGCCACCAAGUGCAGACUGAAGAAACGGGAGCGCACCGUCAACCUGGUCUCUGAGAGCGAGGUUCUUGAGAACCAGAACAUCGACCUGAAGGCACAGUUGAAGGACCUGGAAGUGGAGAGGCGGCAGCUCUUGGAAAUGCUCAACGUGCACAAAGCCUCGUGCGUCAAGAACGGAGCGCGGGCCUCGCCCACGAACCCCAGCUACAGCCUCGUCCGCUACGACACCAACACAUUCCCCGCCUUCGAGCAGAGCCCCUACAUCCGCCCCGAGUCGGCCAACAUCCUCGCCUCGGCCACCAGCUUCCCCGGGGAAAUAGAACCCAUCGCGUCCAUCGAGCCUCUCUACAUGUCCCAGAUCAUGGAGGGCGACUACACCCGGCCCGACAGCGUGCUCAGCCUACAAACCAACCCUGACGCCUUCGUCACGACGGACGGCUUCAUAUCCAAGACCACAAACCUCCUCGUCCCGAUCGAGUCCGAACAAGAGUACUACGAUGCGGAAACCAACUACAACUUGAGCACGCAACAGUGCCAUACGUACCCCGCGACCGUCCCCGACUCGCAAACCAAACUCAACAACGGCCUCAACGACGGCUGCCUGGUCUAACAUCUCACGAGUAUACGUAUGUUUAAGCAUUGAGAAAUUCGGAAUAGAGCGUCAUCACCGUUGCAACUUUUACUUCACUUUAUUUCUGUGUCCAAUGUGAUAAUUUUUCAUAACUUUGUCUUUAAAAGUGAAGUAAAAGCUGCCCUUUGUUCGUAUUAUAUAGAAAUUUAAGCUAAAGCAGGGAUGGGAGGUAUAUUUCGAAACGAAGUCGUAUGUCUACUGUGUAGAACAACAGCGUAGAUUAGUAUGGUGCCUGUAUCGCGUAUGACGAGUGGAACUAAAGGGUAUUGGCGAAGAUUACUCCGUAUAGGUAGGUAUCAACAUUUUCAUUUCAAAUAUUUCGACAUUGUGACCAUUUAUUUAUGUUAUGUUUAUUUUAUUCCGCGUUGUGAAAUAAUAAAAUUAUUGCUUAACACUUCAAUAGAAACUGUGAAACAGUUGAUAGGUAGGUACCCCCUAUUUUAUUUUUACCUAGAUGUUUAACUCUUAACAUAUGAUUAGGUACCACUCGGUUAUUUUUUUAAGUUAAAUAAUUUUGCUUUGAUCUGUUUAAUAAUAAGUUUACUGGUUGAGAUCUGAUUAUGUGGUGCAAUAUGAGAAAUGAGAUUAAAUCGAUGAAAGUAUCU